Molecule: messenger RNA, 1095 nt
Organism: Mucor velutinosus
Lineage: Eukaryota; Fungi; Mucoromycota; Mucoromycetes; Mucorales; Mucoraceae
Product: 60S ribosomal protein L9B
Exons: 3
Coding region: 1-1095 (364 amino acids)
Biological process (GO): mitochondrion organization; phospholipid transport
Cellular component (GO): ERMES complex
Molecular function (GO): lipid binding
Source: RefSeq, a predicted model, not a curated record
AUGUCUUUGGACAUUGAUUGGCAAAAACUUGAUUCUGAACUAGCUGGACAUGUUCAGCAAUUCCUAAAUAAGCACUUUCAGGCUAUUACAAAACCAUCAUUUAUUGGCGAUAUUCAAGUGAAAGAUUUUCAAUGGGGCAACGAAGCUCCUCAGAUUGAAAUUACCAACAUAACAGAGCCAUUUCCAGAGUUCUAUGAACAAGAAGAUGUGAACGAACAAAACACAGAUACUGUUAAGGCUGCAUCAGUGACAAAUAUGGCAAGUCAACCAUCCUCCAUAGGAACGAUAACAAACACAACAAACACAAGUACACCACUGAUACGCCCGCAGCCUUCGCCUCUACCACCACAAACAGAGUUCUUCUUAUCAGACGAUGAUGAGGAGACAAAUACAGCAAGGAUACCGCUAAACACACAAAGAUUCAACUACAUGCAUUCAUUCCAUCGCUCGCCAUUCGUCGCUCCUCAGCAUCCAUUUAGCAAUUCGCCAGGCCUCUAUUUCUCAUCUCCACCCACACAUUUGACACCUACAAACGCAUGGAACUCAUCACACCCUUCCUCUGUGAUUGAGGAAGACUGGAUUGAUGACGAGGAUAUCAAUCGGGUCUCGGACCACCCUUCCUCUAUACCUCCAGCUAGCAAUGCAACCAUCAACAACGCACCUUCAGCCGAGAUGGACUUUCAGGUACACAUGCAGAUAUCGUAUAAAGGCGAUAUGAGCAUGACUGUAAUGACUGAAUUGCGCAUGAAUUACCCCAGCGUCAUGUUUAUGAGUUUGCCUAUCAACUUGCGAGUACGUUCUGUUGAAUUUGAGGCAACGGCUGUGGUUGCUUACAUCCAGAGUAUGCAGCGAGUGUGUGUGAGCAUGCUGGAGCCAGAAGAUACAAGUGCUGGUGGUGCUGGUGGUGCUGGUAACAAGGACAUUGGAAUGGACAGUCUACUAAGAGAUGUGCACAUUGAGACAGUGGUGGGCGAUGAGCAAAAGCAAGUCUUGAAAAACGUUGGAAAGAUUGAGAAGUUUAUUGUAGAUCAGUUGAGAAAAAUGCUCGAUGAUGAGCUUGUAUUCCCUAGCUAUCAGCUCAUUCAACUCCAAUAA